AUGGAGAAAGUGCAAGACACAAACACAAAGCAGGUCACGUUUUCAAAACGUAGAUCGGGUUUGUUCAAGAAAGCUGCUGAGAUUGCGACUCUGUGCAACGCUGAGAACGUUAUAACAACGAAUCCGAAGACUCAGAUACCGGUGAACCAUCAAAGCAAUGGUAGAGGCAACAGAGCUAGACACGAGAAGAGGAUAUGUAAACGCCUCAACUCGAUCAUGGAACAAGUUGAAGCUGUGAAGAAAAGAGGCGAAGAUUUUCAGAAUCAGCUUGAACCUGCUGGAGAAGAGAAGUUUGACAAGCCCAUUGAGGAGCUUUCUCUUGAGGAACUCAAGGAAUAUGAAGAUAAGAUGAUGAACAGGCAUGGUAAGAUUCAAAGUAACAUUAGUCAAAUGCAAGUUUCGUCUACUCUGAUGCUUCUCUCUAUUGACACUCAAAAUAACUAG
This is a messenger RNA of Eruca vesicaria subsp. sativa (arugula), 444 nucleotides long. NCBI's taxonomy places the organism in Eukaryota, Viridiplantae, Streptophyta, Magnoliopsida, Brassicales, Brassicaceae. The record is from the annotation of a GenBank genome assembly.